Mastomys coucha (southern multimammate mouse) is the source of this 13657-nucleotide messenger RNA. RefSeq names its product INO80 complex subunit D (gene Ino80d). The coding region runs from base 369 to 3434 and encodes 1021 amino acids. The record is from RefSeq and is a predicted model, not a curated record. Gene Ontology annotation, cellular component: nucleus. Lineage: Eukaryota; Metazoa; Chordata; Mammalia; Rodentia; Muridae. The transcript is spliced from 12 exons.
GAGGCGGCCCCAGGCCCGGCCCACAUCCCCGGGCUCCCGUAGGGCGGCGGGCUGGGCCGCGCAGGCAGGGCGGGCGGCGAGCGCGCUUACGUGAGGCCGGGGAUUCGCCGGCCCACGCCAGGCCGCGGGCGGAGAAUGAAAGGAUGAGAAAAUUGACCAGAUUUGAGCCCCAUCCCUGAUUCCUCCCAGAGGCAAUGAGUGAUCUCUCCGCUGCAUAAACUACCCUUAACCCUUUCAAAUAAAUCAGACAAUCUGCUUCUUCUUGAUUGAGCAGCAUUCCAAACUCUGGUACCCCUGGGCUCUCUUCACGUGGCUGUGGUGCAGAAGAUUUAAAAUCAGCUGAUGUUCACAAGGAAUAGAGUCACGUGAUGUAUGAAGGGAAACAUAUACACUUCUCUGAGGUUGACAAUAAGCCCUUGUGCUCAUAUAGCCCCAAACUGUGCAAGCAGCGGCGACUCAACGGCUACGCUUUCUGUAUCAGACACGUUCUGGAAGACAAGACUGCCCCGUUCAAGCAAUGUGAAUAUGUGGCCAAGUAUAACAGCCAGCGCUGCACCAACCCCAUUCCCAAAUCAGAGGAUCGCAGGUACUGCAACAGCCACUUGCAGGUACUCGGCUUUAUCCCGAAAAAAGAGAGGAAGAAAAAGAGUGACCCGGUAGAUGAGGUGAAGGUCAGGCACCAGAUGGACGCCAUGGCGUUUAGCCUGACGGUACCUACCCUGGCCUUGAAGAUGCCUAAUGGACUGGAUAGCAUGUCCCUCUCUCCACCUGGGGCAAGGGUUCCUCUCCACUACCUGGACACUGAGUUGGAAGACCCCUUUGCUUUCAACGAGGAAGACGAUGACCUAAAGAAAGGGGUGACUGUGAGAAAAAAGUUGCAGAGCAAGUUGGCUCAGAACCGGCAACGCCAGAGAGAGACAGAGAUUUUAAAAGUUCGGCAAGAGCACUUUAGCACCCCUCCUACACCUCCACAGCUGCACACCCACCUGUCACCUCUAUCUACUUCUUUAAAACCUCCAGCGCCACCACAGGGUUCAGUCUGCAAGUCACCUCAACCUCAGAACACCAGCCUACCAAUGCAGGGAGUGGCCCCCACCACACACUCUAUAGCACAAACAAGGCAGGCCUCUCACAAGAGGCCUCUGCCCCUCCUUCCCUCCAGUCGAGCUCCCAUCUCAGAUGCCCCCAGGACUGACCGAAUCCUCAUGAAAGCCACCGCCUUCUCUCCACACUUGGCUUGUAUAAGCCGCCUGCAGAGACUGGUGAAACUGUGUACCCAAAAGCAUCAGCUGGACGCAGACCUGUUUCCUCAUUUAGGGUUGGACUGGUCUGAGGAGAGUGGAGAGGAGUUGGAGGACUCAGAUCAGGCUUCGCCAUACCAGGUCGCGUGGUCCAUCCGAGAAACCCUCAGACAUGAAAGACACACGUCAGAUGACGACGACAUGGAGAGCAGGAGCUCCAGGGUGACCCAACUUUGCACUUACUUUCAGCAGAAAUACAAGCACCUCUGCCGCCUGGAGCGGGCAGAGUCUCGACAAAAGAAAUGCCGGCAUACAUUUAGGAAGGCGCUGCUGCAGGCGGCCAGUAAGGAGCCCGAGUGCACUGGCCAGCUGAUCCAAGAACUGCGGAGAGCUGCGUGCAGCCGAGCCAGCCUCAGGCAGACCACGUUGAAGGAGGUGGAGCCAGCAGCAUGCAGUGGAACAGUGAAGGGCGAGCAGUGCACAAACCAGGCCCUUCCCUUCGCCAGACACUGCUUCCAGCACAUCCUCCUGAACCGCUCUCAGCAGCUGUUCUCCAGCUGCACUGCCAAGUUUGCAGACGGACAGCAGUGCUCUGUGCCAGUGUUUGACAUUACACACCAGACGCCCCUGUGUGAAGAACAUGCCAAAAAGAUGGAUAAUUUCCUGAGAGGAGAUAACUCCCGUAAAGUUCAGCACCAGCAACAGAGGAAGCCUAGAAAAAAAACGAAGCCCCCUGCACUUACCAAAAAACACAAGAAGAAGAGACGACGUGGACCUCGUCGACCCCAGAAACCCAUCCCCCCUGCAGUGCCCCAAGGGAACCUCAGCAUGCCCACCAGCGUCUCACUGCCAGUGGAGGCCUCACAGAUGCGAAGCCCUUCCACGCCAGAGCUGAGUGCUGACGAGUUGCCGGAUGACAUUGCCAAUGAGAUCACUGACAUUCCACAUGACUUGGAAUUGAACCAGGAGGACUUUGCAGAUGUCCUGCCGCGGCUGCCGGAUGACUUACAGGACUUUGAUUUUUUUGAAGGAAAGAAUGGAGACCUCCUCCCGACCACCGAAGAAGCUGAAGAGCUUGAGCGGGCCUUGCAAGCUGUAACUUCUCUCGAGUGCCUGAGUACAAUUGGGGUACUUUCCCAGUCAGAUGGUGUGCCCGUUCAGGGGUUGUCAGAUAGAGGAAUGGGGGUGUUCUCCACGGGUACUGAUGCUUCGGGGAUCCAGUCCUUGAGUCGAGAAGUAAGCACGGACCUAGGGGAGCUACUGAAUGGACGUAUAGUGCACGAUAGCUUUUCUAGUCUAGAGCUGGACGAGAACCUACUCCAUUCUGCUACUCUGUCUAACCCACCUACACCCCUGGCAGGGCAGAUCCAGGGGCAGUUCUCUGCCCCAGCCAGCGUUGGCCUUACUUCUGCCACUCUGCUCAGCCAGAGUGCACUUGGGGAGAGAGCCUUCCCAGGACAGUUUCAUGGACUUCAUGAUGGCAGCCAUGCCUCCCAGAGGCCACAUCCUGCCCAGCUGCUGAGCAAGGCAGACGACCUUAUCACCUCACGACAGCAAUACAGCAGUGAUCAUUCACACUCCUCACCCCAUGGAAGCCAUUAUGAUAGUGAGCACGUGCCGUCGCCCUACAGUGACCAUAUCACCUCUCCCCACACAUCUUACUCUGGUGAUAAUAUGGCAGCUACCUUUUCAGCAGAGAUGCCCAUCAUGGCGCAGCACUUGCUCCCUCCCCAGCUCGAGGUGCCACUUGGAGGAGUGGUCAACCCCAGAACUCACUGGGGGAGUCUCCCCGUCAACCUUGGCGAGCCCUCUGCAUUUAGCAACCUCCUUGGCGCGGAUGGACACCUUCUUUCCACUUCCCUCUCCACGCCACCCACCACGUCCAACUCAGAGACCACACAGCCUGCCUUCGCCACCGUAACCCCAAGCAGUUCCAGUGUGCUUCCGGGGUUACCACAGACCAGCUUCAGUGGCAUGGGGCCUUCUGCUGAACUAAUGGCCUCCGCCUCUCCCAAGCAGCAACUCCCGCAGUUCAGUGCAGCCUUCGGCCACCAGCUGAGUUCUCACAGCGGCAUUCCUAAGGACCUGCAGCCCAGCCACAGCUCCAUAGCCCCUCCUACAGGCUUCACAGGAACCGGUGCCACGGCCACAAGUACCAAUAAUGCAUCUCCCCCCUUCCCCACCCCUAACUAAGCGAGUCUGUACUGGCAGGCAGGUGGAACCCCGUGUUUUCUAUCUUUGUUUCCUCUUUUGCACCCCUCUCCCCUUUUCCUACAGAAGAUUUAAAAAUGACAGUGGGGAUUAGAGGGCCGCCCCCUUCCCCGUCAACAGGUGGCCGUGCAGUGGACCUGGCGUCAGUUCACGCGUGCUCCUUAGCACUGGUGCUCAUUCCCUCCGGCCUGGCGGCUCGCUCGCUCGGCCUGGUGGGUCGCUCGGCCUGGCCGGCUUUUUGGUGGCUUAGCACGGUGACUGGGUAGGAUUGAUUAUUUUAUUUUUUAUUUUAAUUUUAUUUUUUUUUAUUUCAGCAAGUCCUAGAAGUGGAAGCUACCUCAGAUUACAGUGCCCUUUACUGUCUCCUAGUGUUGAGAUAUGCUUCCCAUUCUCUAGCCAGGUUUUCCAUAGACUGUUCUGGAUGGAGUGGUCCUGUUGAGACCCCGUGUAGCAGGUGCUGUGUGGACACAAAUGGAAGCUCUGACUUAGCACCAACUGCCAAACACUGCAGGGAGGCUAAGAUGCCCUUCCUAAUUAUGAUAUGUUAGCUGAAAAGAACAUGGUCUCUUAACUGCCUGUGCCUGCUUGUUCACCCUGUGUGUGUUGUGUGCAGUGCAGUAGCUCUCUCCUUGUGGCUUGUCUUUCCUCACUCCCAGAAUAAACAUAAGGCCCUUCCCCCUUCUCCCGUCUCAUACCCAGCAAGGUUCAUCCUUCUUUCCUACUGAGUUGACUAAAGCAUCCUGAACAGAGAGGGGUGGUCUCGGAGUGAUAGCACCUUGCUAAGAUCAGCCUGUGAGAAAAGGAGCCCCAGAAGGCUGAGCUCACAUCAUAGGAUAGGGAGUGUCAUCACACCUGACCUCUCUUCUUCCAUGUGCAUUUGUUUCAGAAUCCCCACUCAUGGGACACAUUUGUAGGUAGUAAUGAAAGAAAAUGUUUUGGUGUGCAAAAGCAGGCUAAACCAGAUAGAUUUGAAAGAUGACAUCUAGGCCUGUUUGGUCCAUCAUUGGCUCCUAUUUUUUACAUGUUUACAGUUGUGAUUCUUUGGUGAGGUUUGUGUACUGUGGAGGACAUGUGUAGAAUCCAUGUACCAGUUGUGAAGUGAUGUGUAAUAUCGGAAGGACACACAUUUUAAUAAUUCUUUCAAAGCAGAAUUUGGAAAUUAGACAUAAUUUGACUUACCUUAGGUACUUUUAAAAUAAUUUAAGUACUUAGGAUGAAGUAAAAUUGGAAAUUUUUUUAGCAUACCAAGAUUUUUAGGGUAGAAAUCUUACUGGGUAGUGCAGUAAGUUGGUGACUGUGGAGUGAUGUGAAGGUUUCCUCUUGCCUGCCUUCCCCUCCGAGCAGGGAGGAGCUUCAUUUUCUGCUCUGCUCUGCUAAUGGUUCACUCUACCUUCAGAUACCAUUAGGUGUUUAUACCUGAGCUCAACCCAAUUUACAUUUGUAUAUUUUUAAGAGUGAGGCAACAUCUCUCAUAGUGAUGUGGUACAGUAAUUCUUUUGUCAGGGACUGUCUAAUCCUAAUUCUUUCCUGUUAGGUAAAGGUUGGGACGUGUUUUCCUACUUCUGAUGUAUGUGUUCUUUAUGCCAUGCUACUUCUAACGAGGCCCUUCUGUUGAGGCUUUUCGUUCUCUGCCUUGUGAAGGAAUGAUGGUGAUCAGCAGGCAUUCUGCAGAUACUACGUGCCUGAGCUUUUGGAGGGGAAGCUUUUUUUCACAUGACAGUAUGAAAUCAUGAUUUGCCCUAUUGUAUUUACUGAAGUUGGGGAGGCAAAAUAUGUUUGUAUUUACUUUUUUUCCUUAAGAAUCAUGUUAAUUAUUUGGGACACUUAUUUUUAAUAGCUUUGCCUUUUUUGCAGAUUGAGAAAUUCCUAAAUUAUAAAUUAUGACACACGGCAAAAUUAUAUUUAGUAUCACCAUGGAUUUCUCUUCUGAACUGUGAGAACAGCUUUUUGACUGCUUGAUCUGUGAACCUAUGUCAGUAGCUUUUUCACUUUAGUACGCAGUAAUGGGGUGAGAGUGAGUAGUGUCAUUUCGUUUGCUAGGCUGUUCUCAUGACCCACUAGGAUCAUCACUAGAUAACUGCAUUCCCAGGAAAUGCAUUUUGUCUCCAGUGUACAUCAACUGAAGACUGUAGCAGAGUCGCACUUGGACUUCUCCUUAUCAGCUCCUCUUUGCCAGGGAGAGGAAAGUCAUGAGUAGUCAAUUUGGACUGUUACUGGCUAUUUGUCCCUAUAUUAGCUGCUGAAAAUUGUUUAGUUGUCAAAACUGAGUUUGCAGUAGGUUGCACCUUUUAUUGUUUGCAAUUUUCUGUUUUAUGUGCAUUUAAAAGCCCUUCUUUGCUUUCGAGUAAGGAGGCAUGAAGUGAUCAGGAAUGUUGCCAGUUACAGCUUCACGCCAAAAAUAUUGAGUAAGCUCCCUUUUGUUUAGAUGCCCAUGAUGGCUGCUGAAGGGAGGGCAGUCUUAGAAGUACUGAUAACGACUGAAUGCUUAGCAAGAAGCACACUUCCCCUCUGCUUCAGAACAAACAUCCAAGCAUCAUUUGCUUUUCUCUUGCUUUUUUUGUGAGUCCCCUGUUGGAAGAUUAUCUGUCUCUAAGCCCAGAGGUGUCUGUCCACUUUGUCAUCACUCUAGUUGUUGAAGAAAUUCUAGUCUCUCAAUAGUAGGUGGGUAUUAAUAUGCAAAAAAAAUUCAGCAUCUUUUAUAAUGCUUGUAUGAAAACAUAGCAUUUAUGGUAAGGCAAUACUGGAAUCAAAAACAAACCCUACACAGGUCCUAAUGGGGCAGAAGCUAGUUUUAGUGUAGUAUUCAGUAUGAGAGAGACAGUAACAAAGAAGGCUUCCUCUGUCUCUGCAGGUUUUGGGACCAUUUAUAAAGGCCAGUUCGUUGUGUUACUGUGAUUUACCUUGUGAAGUUGCUGCAGUUAAUGACCGCAUGUGUGCUCUGAUGAUAUGGAUGUCAGCAACUGUAAUCCCUGGUGCCUGAAGAUGGGCUUUCUCUUCUUUAAUUGUUAAUGUUAUUUUAGGAAUCGUACUCAAGAGACUUUUUUUUCUUCUGUAAAAAUGGCUUAGCAAUUUUCACACCUAGGUAGGUUUCAUAGCUAGGGAAUAAUUGAGGACAGUAAGUGGCAGUUACAGGUAGCCCACCAGGUGAUAGACUAUGCAAUGGGCAAAUCUUGUAGUUACCAUCACAUAGCUGAAAAGCAAAAGUGAGCCUACUGAGUGAGGUAUUCCUGCUUAUAAAUGACAAUAGUUCCCUGUUGGCACAUUAUGUGGUCUGAUGCCCCUCUGUGAGAAGAUUAUAGUUUGAUGAGAAGCAGAUAGUCAUUGGAGAUGGAGUUGAGAAGUGAAUAUUUUAUAUUGUCAAAUAACUAUUCAUAAGAUUAAUCUUUUAAAGUAAGCCAGACUCUCACAUGGAGGUCAGGGAAUCAUCCCCUUCUGCGAGUCACACUAAAACUCUUCUAGAACUCAUGCUCAGUCCUUGCUCACAGUCUACAUGGCAAAGUCAGUUCUUUGUUUAGGAAGGGAGCCAUGUCCAUGCUUGCUAUGGGCAUCCUGAGUGUUGAGUUUCUUUUAUAUGAAAGAACAGUUUUCUGUGGGCUUGUUGCAUGGCUUCUAUAAGCUGGCAUUAGAGUUGAGUCACACAGAGGUGAAACCCUUACGGUGUUUCCUUGAGCCUGGCCUGCCGCUUUGCUCUGGCAUCCUGAGUGGCAGUGGGUGGGUGGGUGGUUGUAGGGGGCUUCCUCUGCAGUGACUGAAACCACUGCCUUCCUCUAGCACAGGUCUGAGCAUGGUUGUGCAUUGUUUUGACAUUGCAGAGUGGGAGUGAGGCUAUUAACACUAAACUAUUUAAUAGGUUUGGAGUUCAUUACAAUUUUAAAGCAUUUACUUUUUAGUCUCCUUUUUAGACUUAAAAAGAUUAAAUUCUGUUCUUUAUCUGACGUGUGUAGGAUAAUCUAAUACAGUGGUUUGUUGAAUGGUCACCACAACUCUGCAGUGUAAUGAGGAAACUUAGAAACAUCUUUGAAAGAGAAUUUAGUUGGAGUGAAUGAAUGAUCUCUUGUAUUUUUUCUUUACUGCUACCCACAUUGGUCUAUGGAUUCUUCAUGUCAAAAUUAUCUCGUGGGAGACAGUCACUCAUGAAAAGACAUAUUGUUUUUUCCCCUUUCAACAAAUAAAAAAAUAACUGACUUUUCCCUGAAAUUCAGUAAAGAAGAAAAAUAAUGACUUCCUAAUAUUUUGGCUUCUUUAAGCUUUCCUAUGUUAUUAUAUUCUUGUGGGAACCAAAAUCACACUUUAACUAAAGCAGUAUUUUAAAUGCAAUCUUUUAAAAUGUUUAUAAUACAGUAUCUGUGAAAAGCAGAGGCAGAUGUCUGUUAAGUGUUUCCACUGGCCAGUGAAUUAGGAAGGACAUUUCUGGGUCUUAGUGCCGCCUCUUGUAACGCCCAGUGUCAUGGAUGCUGCAGUUGUGGGUAAAUGUAGGAGCCUGUGGGUUUUCACUCCAGACUUUGUUCUUGCCUAGCUUCCCCUCUGCACUGUGGUAAGGAGCAAGUAAAAGAGAUGUGGCAUUUCAGAAAUUUGUCGUUACUUUAUUUACCCUGUGUUCCUGAGUAUCAGGAAUGUUUUGAAUGGUUUGAAGAGCAGAUCCAACAUGAUCUUUGGCUGACCUAAAGUUAGUCUGGAAAGCAGUCUGCUAAGAUAAAAGCUACUUGACUCUUGGCGGUCAGCUGGGCAGCAUGCUUUCUUCUCCCCGUCCCCUCUGCCCUUUGCACUCUCAUCCCCAGUGCUGCAAUGUGCCCGUGCACACAUGAGCCGCACUCAUCUUGGCCCAAGAGUGGUAGGAUCUUCUUUCAUUAGUUUUUAUUGUUUUUCUUAUGUGUUUGUUUGUUUGCUUUUUAAGCUGGGGACCAUUGACCUAAUCCUAUAUGCACCCCAAGCUCCCCAUGGAAAAGUUCAACAUGCAGGACGGAAGGCACCAGUUCAGCUCAAGGCCACACCAUCCCUUUCCUUGGGGACUUAAGCUGAUUUGCCCCCAAUUGACUCCAGCCUGUAUCAUUUAGUACAGGUGGCUCCAGCGGGUUAGUGUUAACACGGUGGAGAGCUUGACACCUGCUGACAGUGUGUGCCUCUGUUCCAAAGGGUUGAAUCAGUUCUUCUCAACAGUGAUAGCUCUUCUCACUGUCUAGUGUUGAGUAUGUCUCAGGGAUUCCUUGCGGAAAUUAGGGCAGUUUUUAAAAUAAGAAAAUAGUUUUAAAAGAAACUAAAGGUGACUCCUCAUUGAUGAGAGCUCCAGAAAGAGAAAGCGUUUGGUCUCAGCCCCCGUGGUGUCUCACCGAGGACUUCUUUCUACUUCAGGCUCUCAUCUCAGCUUCAGCAUACAGAAUCCUUUCCCAUCAUGCACAGCUUUAAAACUUUUAUUUAAAAACUUCCUUCCCCAAUGAGCUUUCAGAAUACUUAUUGUAGAUUUUAAGAGAAAAGGUAUAUUAAUUUAUGCUAUUAACAUCACCUCAUAAAUUAUAAGUUUUAUACUAAAGCUGUAUUGAGUGUAAUGAAUUAUGUUGCCUAUGUGUUUUAUUAGCUUAAAAUUAUAUAUGAGCUCCUUUUUAUUUUUAUUUCUAUUUUUAUUUUUUGACAAAACAAACUAGUGACGCACCUUUUUACACUGGAUCUCUGCCGUGUCAAGGUGUAUAGCCGUCCUUUGCUACCUUGCAGAUAUAUAAAGAAAAGGAUAACCUGGGGCCUCAAAAUGUAGAACACCCUUAGACCAUUUAUCAUCAUUCAUAGAGCUGUUGAGAAUCAUGUCCUUUAGCACAUGAUCUGCGGUUUACACUUAAGAUGGCUAGACACUUAGUUACAGGGUAAAUAGAAGCAAAUAGAUCAAGUAAAACCCCACUACUGUAGCUGGAAUUUGUAAACUUAAGUUUUUAAGAUCUCUUUUAUUUCCUAUGGAUUUAUUCUUUAAUUUACAGUUUACUCUGUAAGUUGAGAGCUAAAAUAGAGAAAUUAAUAGAUCUAGAUGUUCUCAGUCAUUCAGGAUCGUUUUACCCCCUCCUCACUAAGGAAUUCCCACUGUGACUUAAAAAUAGAGGUAAAUUACUUGUGUGCAUGUAUGUGUCUGUGUUUUUACACACAUGCAAAAAAUAUACAUCGGGGGCACGUGUGUGAGAUAUGAAUGUGUGCUUGUAUAAAAAUAGAAAGGUAACCGAAUGUAUUAUAGAGAUAUGAUUUAUUUAGCUGAGGGUAUUAGAGUUAUUUUCCCAUUGUUUCUAUUUUAUAAACAUGCCAUAUUCUUUGCUAUAUUAUGUUCAAAGGCUAGCUCUGAUAUCACGUGCAUUUUCUAUUAACCUUUGGAUUAACUUAUGCUGUUUUUAAAGUAACACAAGAAAAAAGCGAAUUCUAAGACCAGCCUCAUAGUUAUAAGCAUAAAAAUGCAAAAGAGAGAGAGAGAGAGAGAGAGAGAGAGAGAGAGAGAGAGAGAGAGAGAGAGAGACAGACCUAGAUACAUAACAGCUCAUUUAUCUUUUGAAGUGAUGGGACCAGAGAUUUGUUGAAACAUUAUAUCUAGUAAAUUUUUCUUUAUAUUCCAAUAUAAUAAAGUAGUAUGUUUUCUUGGUCAAGUUCAGAAAACGUAGGCCUUGAUAAGGAAGCUUUGAAGGGGCUACUUGUUUAAGAAGUUGGUGGGCUCAUUUCCCCAUAUAUAUUUCAAAGCUGGUAGAAUUUCAGUUGUCAGCAGACUCUUUUAUGAAACUGAAUUGUGCCAUUGGUCAUGGAGUGGAACAACCCAGCUCCGUCCUCUGGCUGUGGGAAAAUCAUGCUACCUUCAGUGCUUACCUGAGUCAUGCAGAACUAAAAAGAAAGACACAUUCCUGUACUGGGAGCUUUGUCACUUGCUGUGCACUCUUUCCUGGAGCACCUGGUGAUCAGAGACAGGCAACGAGAGCCAAGCGCCCCGUCACACAUACUUUAAUACUAAAGCUCUGUACUUAGAUACGCCAGAACAACUCCCAGGAACACACUUGAAUUGGCAGUUGUCUUUGGGGCCUCAGUUACUUCACCUUAGAUUCAGACAAAACCCAGGAAGCUCUCCGUGUUGUUUUUUACACUUGUGUUUUUGUAGCAUCUCCCUGUUUCAUUCUCUCUUGCUUUCAUAUUUUAAGAAAUCUGCAUACUUCUUGUACAUAUGCAUGCAAAUGAAAGAAGGGAGUUUGUACUGAUGCCAUUUCUCCCUUCAGUUGCUGGUUAAUGGAAUUUGCUAGAAUCAAUUCCCCCUAUUGAAGGGUGAAAACAGACCCUUUGUUUAUAUCUGUACAGAGAUGUGUAUAUGGGAUGUGGUGGCACUUUGCUGAAUGUGAACUUGCCUUGUCAAUGGAAAGAUUGAAAAAGUAUUAUGUUUAUUUAUACAUUUGUAUAAAUCUAUAUAUACACGUAUGUAUAUGUGUGUGUAUAGAUAAAGCUAUAUACAUAUAUUUCCCUAAAAAUGUGUGUGUAUAAUAGAUUAACAGCCUUUGCUAAGCAAGAUUAUGCAUCUGUGGGAAAUUCUGGGUUAUUCGGCAAGCCAGUGGAGAGAACGACAGUGUAGAGAACAUCAUCAAGCACGUUGAGGUGGGAAUCCUUUGGAUUACAGUCACAAUUACAGAUUACAGUGGUCACAAAUGAAUCUUUGUCUGAACUCUUCUUUCUCAGAUUUUGGCUAGCUAUUCUCUCAUUAUCUAACAAUCACACAUCUUUGCCAAGUUGUCUAUUGUCCAAGUGCUGGAGAUCGACUCCUGAGGUGGCCUGUGUUGGGCAUGUGCGGAGCCAUGUUCCUGGCCGAUGUUCCUCUUUUCCUAUUUAGUUCUCUCACUAGACACCUUGGCAUGAAUAUCUCAGCUGUCACUCACAGGCCUUAUCAACGACAUUUCCUCACAGCAUACAGCUUUCAGUAAUAUUUUCUUUUAAGAAUUGGAUAGUCAUCAAAAAUAAAAAGCCAACAUUCAAACAGGUAGUUUUCAAUUUUUAACCUAGGUAACUUUGGAGUAUUUUACUUACAUUGAAAAAAAACGUAAUUAUGACUUUAUGUUGAUAUUAGUGUUAGGUGUAUUUCCACACUUAUUAUCAUUUAAAGAGUUUGAUUUGCUUUGUGUUUUAAAUAUAAAUUUACAAUUUGAAUUUUAACAAAGUAUACAGAGUCAUAUGGAAGCCUCUUGAAUUCUAUAACUGACUCAUGUUUCUCAUGAUGAAAUGCUCUAAUGAGUUCUUGUGUAAUCAAUUCUGCUAGAUUUCCUUUUGACUUUCCUCACAGUUGUGACAUUCAGUUUUAACUCUGCUGCAGCUCUCUAGAAAACUUGCACCCUUAUAUAUCGUGCCUUUAAAGCUCUUAUGCACACACAGAUAGAAGUGUAUAUAUACAUGCUGGCGCAUGUGUACAUAUACUUUGGUAUAUACUCACACAGUAUGUCUCCAGGAUAUAUUGUGGGAGUGGACAUAGAGAUAUUCAAAGGCAAUGAAAUGUUGCUCUCUAGAUAUAUAUGUAUAUAAAUAGUGUUGAUAUAACUGUACAUACACAUGUAUAUGUAUGAUUUCUAAAUGGCAAUCUUUUACAUUUAGCAAAAUGCUGCCCUACUGGAAUAUUGCCACCACAAUGGCACUUGUAUGUAAUGAUUUAAAAGACAUUAUCAAAAAUUAUUUAAAGAACAUUAAAGGUCUCAUCUAAAGACAGCCACACACUAUUUAUUUAGCUUCUUAUUCCUUUGAUUGUUGUAUCUGUUUAACUAUAAGGGAGACUGUCAUUUUAAAUCACCACCUGUGUACGAGAUAGGAGAUUCAUCGGGGUGCUUUGUAUCCCCCCCUCUCUGAAACAGUGAUGUACCACAAUCCAGCUUGUUUAAUCUCAGUUUUAAAGCAGUCCUAGUAUUACCAUUAGUGUGUUUCAUCUACCAUGUCCUUGAUCAACUUAAUUCACCAAUUUGCCUCUUCCUUUCAUUAAUAAAUAAUGAUCGCUUCGAUCAUUUUGCCUGGGGGAAGCUAACUCCUCUCUUGCUGCAGGGAAAUCGAUCAUCUAGCUGUUCUGCCUUCUUCCAAAUUCACCGUGGAAACAAGAUGCUUCUCAUAAUGCUGUCUUAAACAUAGUUUAUUUUGCAUUUAUUUAAAGAUCUUGCUUUUUUUUUUUUGAAAGAACUCUUAAGUUGCACAUACUUGGCACAGAUUUCAUUCCCACUGCCCUUCCCUACAAGAUAUUUUUUUCAUUGGUCCAUCAGUUUUCCAUACCAAGUGCAAGAACAUCAAGACAAAACUGUUAGCUACUGUUAUGUUUGUGAAGAGCCGGCAGCAGAUGACACGUGGAGAAUUCAGAGGGAGAGAAAGGUAGCCGUAGCUGGAUAAUGCUGAACCCUAUGAAGUGGAGAGUGGAGUAAGGAUACUCCUAAGGAAACAUUUCACAGAGUAGCUCACUGGAAACUGAUAUCAGAAUCAGCCUUUAACAGCCUCUUGGCAGAAGGAUGGUACUAACUAAACAGCGUGCCCAAGUGUAAACUGAAACCAAGUUGCAGUGGGAAAUCAAAGGUAGGAGGUGGCCAUUGGAAACCAGGAAAGGGCAGGCAGGCUGACAGUCUAAAUCAUCUUUUAACAAAGUAACUGCACGGUAGCAAGGACUAGAGGGUCUCCUCAUCCACCUUGGCACACUGUAUGCUCCAUACGCCAUACUUUCAGGACAUAGGCAGGAGGACAGCUGCUUAAAGGGGACUUACAAACCAAGCACCUUCUCGUGUCUGUGUCUCGGCUGCCACUCAGUUUCAGCCUGCACGCCGGGAGCAACUAGUUUCUGCGGAAUACAAGGAGGCUGGCAGGCUUUGGAAAGGCCGAGCCAUGGCACUGGGUGGGGUUUCGGUUGGGAGGACACAUUUGGGGAGAAGACUGGGCUUUGGUUUGUGAUUUCCCUUUAAACAGGAAGAGAUGGUUCAUAUUUUCCAUAUAUAUAUCUCAAUGAAUGUACUGUAUUACUGUUUUAAAAAUUUGAUGAAAUAAUAACAGAUUGGUCUCCUUUUGUUAUCUGGUCUUUGUUUAAUUUGUUUAAGGGUUUUUGUAUACAAAAGUUUACAUUUUUAUGUAUAUUUUUCUUGUGUAAAAACUGAUGUAAUAUGUGUAUAAAACACUUGUAUGUAUUAUCUGUAUAUAGUGUGACAAAAUGAUUUUUCUUUCUUUUGGAUGUAUUAAUAAAUCUUGCUGUGAAGUAA